AUGGCAUUCCACUUAUCUUCGUUGCUUUUACGAGAGAAGCCACCAAGUCACCUAGAAUAUAUCAUCGCGGUGUCGAGCGUUUCCAGCUGGAAACUGAACAUAUUCCAAGACGGGUCCAAUCGCGAGUCUGUCUUGCUACAUACUGAUCGCGCUUUGUCGCGUCUCCAAAGGCUAUUUCAAAUUUUUCAACAACAAGAAUUAAGCCAGAAUGUCUCAGAAGGACUUGUUCGAGGCCUCAUCCUUCCACUCAUCCAGGAUGAUGACCCGCUGAUUACGGUCGACCAAGCUUUUCCCUUGGUCGGAGCUGCUCUCCCAAUCAUGACAAAAGCGUCAUCGGCAUGCAUUCGAGAGAUUGCGAAGAUACUGCUCGAAGUUGAUGGUCUGCUUGAGCGACUGCUCUCGCACGAGCGCUAUAUUGUGGCGCUGAAUGAGUGGUUCUCGCUGAAGAACAGCCACCUGGACAAGAAGCUUGUCAAUAAGCUCACACAUAAGCUGGUGAGGAUGUGUGAGAACUGCACUAGUAGCCAUGGCAUCCAGUCAGUUUGUCAAGAGUGGCAUAUAGUCACAGCUCUGAUGCUGUCCUUGGCUACUUUGGCUCAUUCCGUAGAAAGCGAAGAAACGAGGCAACUUCAGAAGACCCGGGAUCUUCCUCUCCUUGCUGGGAUGAGAAUGCUAAACAGGGACGAUAAGAAGACGAAUAAAGCACGCCAGUCAAAUCAGAGAGAAUUCAGUAUUCCUAAGCCGACUUUGCAACAGCUAUCAUUGCUCGGUAUCAAGAAGCCCGAGUCACUUCGAGCCGUUCAAACUCUUCAGGAGGAGCUCGAAAGCCGAAAGACUAUGUCAAUUUUACGCACUGUCAUCGAUACCUAUCCUUGCAGGCUCUGCUGGGAAAUGGUGACCGGAAAGUCAUCACUGCCCGUUUACAAUGUCAAGCUUUCCGAGAAUACCAAAGGCAGCAGUGUCAAAUACGAUAUAUUUGGGAAGCGCAUCGGAUUUUGGAAAGUUCUGCUGACAGACCGGGCUUUCAAGAGCUCCAGGAAGCUAGCACGCACAGGGUCCUUCGAGAGGGUGGAGCGUAAACUCAGGGAGCUUGCUAGCGGCCAGUGGAAAGGAAAGGAUAUCUCGAACCGUGUCGGCACAAAAAAGCAGAGACAUGAAAUGCAAAUACCCCUUCUUAAGGCUGUUGUCACACGUGAGCUCUCCAUCCUGUGGCAGAUAGACGUUGGCUUCUACGAGGAUCAGCCCUGGGAGAGGAAGCAAGUUGUCAAGGUCUGGCACAUCGUCGACUCCGAAGACGAGAUACAAAAUGCCACCAAUCAGGUUAUUUCCCUUCAGCGGGCCCAUAAUACCGAAGAUUAUGUUCAUAUGUGCUGCCAGCGUCCAAUUCAGCAGUCGGAUGGGAGGUUUUUGCCAGUGAAAUUUGACAACAUAAAAGAUAGCAGGAAAUAUCCCCAACCAGAGCCUGCUGCUGCUCCUGCUCCAAAGGCCGCAAACAAAGAGUUGAUCGAGAUGUCAAGUAAGUAUCAUGUCUCUGCACUUAACAACAAGUUCUACAGUCUCACAGAACCAUUCUUAAGAACUAUAGUCCAUUCUACUGGCAGCGAAGAGGUUCCAUUCGAUUUAUCUCCGGAGGAAUAUGAAAUUAUCACCAAUUUCAAUACCUCUAGCCUGAUUCUGGGACGAAGCGGGACCGGGAAGACUACUUGUCUUCUUUUCAAGAUUCUCGCGAAAUAUAGGGCCCAAGAAAUGUCGGACGGGCCGCCUGUCCGACAGCAGCUUCUCCUCACACGCUCGCCGUAUCUGGCUUCGAAAUUACAAACUUACGCAAGAAGCUUGAUCCAAACUCAAGCUCACGGGAAGCCUAUAGCCGGUAUGAGUGAAGAUGACCUACUCGAUGACGAAGGAUCUGGUGAGCCGUUGUCGUUGUUUUCUCUGGAGGAUAAGAGCUUCCCGUUUGUCUGCACAUAUGAUCGACUGCUACAACUUCUCAACGAUACCAUCCAGUCAAUCGACCGGAAAAAUUUUCUUCAUAGUGAUAUUACAAGCCCAGGCCAUGUUGCCAAAGGAUCAAGCGUCUCCAAACGACCGCGAACUGUCGACUUCAACGUUUUCAAAGUUGAAUACUGGACGUGUCUGGCCAGCAUAAUUCCUUCACAGUGCCCACCAGAGCUUCUGUUCUCAGAAAUCGUGGGUGUGAUCAAGGGCUCAAGCUCAACAGCCAUAUCACUAGAAUGGCUCACUCGUGAGCAAUAUCUCUCGAGAAGCUCCAAGACAUCUCCGGCAUUCAACGAUGAGGCUGACCGUGAGCGGGUAUAUGCAGCAUUUGAACGCUAUGAGAAAUUGAAAAAGCAGAGGAAUGAAAUGGAUGAACUAGACCGGGUGCUUGGGCUGCUGCGGUCUAUCAGGAACGAUCCUGCUUUGGGUCAAUUGGUGCGUCAAGGUUUCGAGGAGAUCUAUGUCGAUGAGGUCCAAGAUCUGCGGUGCUUGGAUAUAGUUCUACUUCUCGGCUGUGUUUGUGAUGCUCGCGGAGUUCACCUUGCUGGAGAUACUGCGCAAUGCAUAUCUAAGGAUUCAUUCUUUCGAUUCCCCGAGAUAAAGGCCAUGUUCUUCGAGCAUUAUGACUCUGUCGCCGCUGAAACAGGCCAACUGGAAUUGGCAAAGCCAACCCAGUUCUCGCUGGCAAAGAACUAUCGUUCUCAUCAAGGGAUCUUGAGUUUUGCUUCUUUUACGAUGCAAAUGCUGUGGAAUGGGUUCCCUGACGCGAUUGACAAAUUAGAUCCCGAAAUAGGUCAAGUCGGGGGUCCGCGACCAAUGAUAUUUGCCGGUUUUGAUUCCAGGAUUCUCUCUGCCAAGAUGAUCGGGCUCGUGAAGCUUAAUGACAGAGUUGCAGACUUUGGUGCUGAGCAAGUGAUUCUUGUUCGCGAUGAUGUCGCGAAGGACCGACUCCAGAAACAAAUUGGAGAAAUCGCGCUUGUUCUCACUAUCUUGGAGAGUAAAGGUAUGGAGUUCGAUGAUGUUCUUGCUUACGAUUUUUUUAGUGGAAGCGACCUUGGAAGCAGCUAUCGAUGUCUUCAUCUUCUGGCUCGGGGAGCGAAGAGUCAGUUUGAUUCUCAGCGACACAUUGGUCUGUGCUCUGAAUUGAAACAUCUCUACGUCGCGAUCACCAGAGCCCGGAAUCAACUGUGGUUUGUUGAAAGCAACGAAAACAGUGUAGACCCGAUCGUUCAGGCACUUCGCGCCAACGAGAGUGAGCAAUUCGUUGAGGUAGUAAAUCAGAAUGAUUCAGACGUAGCGGAAAAGGUCAAGGUCUUGAGAGCAGGUGGCUCGGUUGAUCCCGAGAGAUGGAUUAAGCGUGGCGCGCACCUCCUCCGCCAGAAAAACUUUGCCGAUGCUCUCUUUUGCUUUAAGAAAGCCAGUUACAGGAAAGGGGUUACAGAGUCCCAGGCCUAUCUCUAUGAGCAGCAAGGAAGGGCCUGUCGUGCGGCAGGGGACCGGGAUGGCUACACCGACAAUUACGACAAAGCCAUUGGGUUCUUUGUCGAGAUUGGUAUGUUCCGAGAAGCAGCAACUUGCUUGGAGAGUCUCCAGAGAUAUGAAAGGGUCGCCAGGCUUUGGGAGGAGAACGGUCAGCAUCUGAAAGCUGCCAUUUUCUACGAGAAAGCGGGGCUUUUCGUAAAUGCCUCGCACUCCUACGACACUGUCGGAAAUAAUAGCACGAAAGUCUCAGGAAACACCAUACACAGAUACUCGAGACUUUGCAACAUUCUUCUGAAGCAAGGACGUAUCUCUCCAAAGCUGCGUGCGAAGACAAUCGACUUGCUCGGAUCCGACGUGGACAAAGAACAGUUCUUUCGGGAAUUUGAAUUGUUCGACCACCUUCGCGUUCUGUAUCUUUCCAAAAGGAAAUAUAGUGACCUCUUCAACAUUUGUGUGCUUACAGGCGACCUCGCCUCCGCCAUUGACGUUGCGGUCUUAUACGACCUAGGUUAUACCGUCGAGGAAAGAAGCGUCGAAACGGUCUUUCACUAUGUUAUGGCGGAAACCGUUUUUGCACGCAGAGGCAUGAUUGAAACGAGAGUCAAGCAACUAGAUGCACUGUUAAAGCCCCAUAAGUCACUGUACUUGACAAGACUUGCGUUCCAGUGGAAAAAAGCGUUCGAUAUCGUUGGCCGCUUUGAAGGCGAGGAAGAGCCCUACAAUAUUUCGUCUCUGGAGGACGGCCGCGUGAAAAACUUCCUGUGUCUGUUUGCGAUUGCGUUCGAAGGACACUUGUUUGCUCGUUCAAAAGUCUCUCUUAUCCCUUUGGAUAUAGUCGUUCAGGCUGGUAAGAUAAUACAGAGCCUAAACUCGGAAGACACCGCCUUGCAAGAGGGCCUCUCACUCGUGUCUGGGAUAUUCUGCAUUCCUGGCUCGAACGAGGCAAUGGUUCUCCCUUGGUCACCGUUGGCUGCCGGUAGUUCCGAGAACAUGGCGUCGUAUUCAUUCAAGGAUCUGCUUCUACGUGCAAACGAAUGGAUUGUUCCUAAGUUUCCAAAAAUAGUUGCUGUCCUUUAUGACACAUUGAACAUACUCUGGAAGCAAGAGACACAAAAACGGUGUACCUCCUUUAUUACCAGAGGCAAUUGUCCAAACAGACUGAAAGGCUGUCCAUACACGCACGAGGUUCCAAAUACCGAAUACUGUACCUCAAGAGUAAAUGGACUAUUGAGAAUAUGUUCAGUAUUUUGCCAACUCACGCCACUUUACCUCCAAAGGAUCAUGGACGAUGACUUCCAAGAAGCAUUUCUAAAGCGCAGGAGGCGCUGGCUAGAGAACCUAAUCGAGGAAUUGACAGUUGUCGCAUCUUUCGAGCAAUCACCCGAAGCAACGAUUCUUGCACAGUUUCACAUUCGAACCAACAGACAACUUGCAGCAACUGCUUCAUGCUUGGAAGAUCUCUUGUUUCAUCGACUGGCAAAAGAAUGGACGAGUCGUCAGAGUCUCACAAUGAUGUUAGAGCAAGUUCAUCUGGCACGUUUCUUAGACCCGCAAAUAAACAUACGGUUUGGUCGAGCGUUGCACCAUAGGGUCUGGUGCACCCUACAACAUCAAAUGAUGAACACUAGCCUGGAGACUGCACAUAGCGCCGUGUUAUUUGCAGAGGGAAUUCGCAAUACAAUGGCAUUGAACGAUUUCAAUGUUUUUGCCUCGCAAGUCUCGGCAUUCCUGUAUCAUGUCGAAUACAUUGACCUCAACGCGCUCUUUGCGUAUGAGGCGUUGGUGUCUGUGUUUGACUUCACGGCUACAUAUCUGUUAAGCAUGAUUAACCCCGGGAAUGCAGUGGCCAUCCCAUGGUCCUGGGCAGCGCUGCACCUCCCCGCCAUAAUCCAUGCUCGCAAUGCGAAGUCCGGAUUGAUGCCAGAUCAAGCAACGCUGGCUUACGGAAGCUGUCUCUUAAAUCUGACUGCCGGCUUCUGCACAAUUGCUAGCAACCUGGAACGAGUCAUGAAUCAGCGCAGGUUCCUCUUCGGCCGUUCCCGUCCGGACGCCUUUAUCAGAAGAAGAAACUCUGACUUUCUUGCUACUGUUGUUCUGAAUCUUAGUAACUGGCCGCUUCCGCUGAGGGGAAUAUCCGAACUCAUAAACCAAGUUCAAGCUGUUUUACGAACUUUUUCUAUUUCAGACUCUAGCUUCCUCCAAAGGCUGCAAGAAGACCUCUUGAGCUCUUUUCGUCUGUACAAUGGAAAGGACAAAAUGUGUAUCAUCACUCUUGACGACAAAGCGACCCACCCUUUGCACCUGAGCAGCUUCUUCGAGAAGGGAGUUCGCGUUACCAAGUUGAGCGACAUACUUCAGGACUUCCAGGGAAUGGCAGAAGCAGUCGCUGUCUCCGAUGAGAAACGACAAGAUAUGAACAAGUCUGAAGAGGACGAGUACAUGGGCUUUAAUCCCGAGAUAAUUGUGCAUCUACAGAGGCGUUGGAGGAUUAUCUUUACCAGGAUUUACGAGCAGCGCCGUGCCCGCGAAACCCUUCACGGCCAGAUUCUAAUCUCGAUACAGAAACUGUGCGAUACAGUCUUAGGCGGAGAAUGGGGAACUCGUGCUUCUGCGGGUACCCUGAAGAUCCAUAUCAGGGCUUUUCUGUUCACGCAAGGUAUCAACGUCUUGAUCGAGAUUGACAAAGCGACUAGGACCAUCCGAGCCGUCCGCGAUAGUUGGAAGGCAGCUUUCAAGCGCCCUCUCACCUUUUCUGAAAUCGAGGUGCUGGAAAGCAUCACUCCUCAGAUCGGCAACGUUGAAUCCAAACUAAGCAAUCUGACGGAAACGUGGUCACUCCAUGGCUUCGAGAAGCAUAUCCUACGUACGUCACCCGAGAAAUGGAGGGCUGGGGCUCGUGAAGCUGUUCGUGUUCUCAGAUCCAUCAGGUACGAGGUCGAUGGAGUGGAGCGUAAGCUUGCUUCUACUGCGGAGUUGGAGGCUAGAUCUGACAUUAUUACUUGA
Molecule: messenger RNA, 6480 nt
Organism: Aspergillus ruber CBS 135680
Lineage: Eukaryota; Fungi; Ascomycota; Eurotiomycetes; Eurotiales; Aspergillaceae
Exons: 24
Coding region: 1-6480 (2159 amino acids)
Molecular function (GO): ATP binding; metal ion binding; protein binding
Source: RefSeq, a predicted model, not a curated record